Cajanus cajan (pigeon pea) is the source of this 1292-nucleotide messenger RNA. Its product is annotated as peroxidase A2. Gene Ontology annotation, biological process: hydrogen peroxide catabolic process; response to oxidative stress. Gene Ontology annotation, molecular function: heme binding; peroxidase activity. The record is from RefSeq and is a predicted model, not a curated record. NCBI's taxonomy places the organism in Eukaryota, Viridiplantae, Streptophyta, Magnoliopsida, Fabales, Fabaceae.
CAUUCACAGGUCAUGAUUUGACUCACUCUAUAAAUUGGAAGCACCGAUCUGCGUGUUCUUGCAACGCUCAUAAUAAUUGCAAACAAAAACAUCAGAAAGAAAAUAUGAAAUCCCUUGGUCUCUCUGCGACAGCUUUAUGCAGUGUAGUGGUUGUGCUUGGAGCACUACCCUUGUUCUCAUAUGCACAGUUAGAUCCUUCAUUCUACAAUAGCACAUGUUCAGAUGUUCAUUCCAUUGUACGUGAGGUGCUAUCAAAUGUUUCCCAAUCUGAUCCACGCAUGCUUGCCAGUCUCAUCAGGCUCCACUUUCACGACUGUUUUGUUCAAGGGUGUGAUGCAUCAAUUCUGUUGAACGACACAGAUACAAUCGUGAGUGAACAAAGUGCUUUGCCAAAUAACAACUCCAUAAGAGGUUUGGAUGUUGUCAACCAGAUCAAGACACAGGUGGAAAAUGCUUGUCCUGGCAUAGUUUCUUGUGCUGAUAUUCUUGCUCUUGCAGCUGAAAUAUCUUCUGAUCUGGCUAGUGGUCCAACUUGGGAAGUUCCAUUGGGAAGAAGAGAUAGCUUAACCGCAAAUAAAACCCUUGCUGGUGAAAAUCUUCCGGGUCCAUCCUUUACCCUUGAUCAACUUAAAUCUGCAUUUAUUACUAAUCAAAGCCUCAACAUCACUGAUCUGGUUGCACUUUCAGGUGCUCAUACAAUUGGUAGAGCUCAAUGCAAAUUUUUUGUUGAUCGAUUAUAUAAUUUCAACAGUACUGGCAACCCAGAUUCUACUCUUAACACAACUCUCUUACAAUCAUUGCAAUUAAUAUGUCCCAAUGGUGGACCUGGGACUAAUCUCACUAAUUUGGACCUAACCACUCCUGAUACAUUUGACUCCAACUAUUACUCCAAUCUUCAACUUCAAAAUGGCUUGCUUCAAAGUGACCAAGAACUAUUUAACUCGAGUGAUGCAGAUAUCAUUGCCUUAAUCAACAAUUUUAGUAGUAACCAAACUCUUUUCUUUGAAAACUUUAAGGCGUCAAUGAUAAAAAUGGGCAACCUCGGAGUGCUAACAGGAUCACAAGGAGAAAUUCGAACACAGUGUAAUUCUGUGAAUGGAAAUUCUUCUGGACUUGCUACUCAAGCCACCAAAGAAUCAUCACAGGAUGGCAUGGUUAGCUCAAUAUAAAUAAAGAGUUUUGUAUGUGCACAUAUAUGCCAUGUGCAUGUGGUGAACCGUUAUAACCUUUGUAUUAAUUUUGUGUUCGAUCUACACCUUGGUCUACAUAUAUAACUACUUUAUAGUUCCUGU